Molecule: messenger RNA, 2663 nt
Organism: Rhododendron vialii
Lineage: Eukaryota; Viridiplantae; Streptophyta; Magnoliopsida; Ericales; Ericaceae
Product: proteasome subunit alpha type-7-like
Exons: 2
Coding region: 176-958 (260 amino acids)
Biological process (GO): ubiquitin-dependent protein catabolic process
Cellular component (GO): nucleus; proteasome core complex; proteasome core complex, alpha-subunit complex
Source: RefSeq, a predicted model, not a curated record
AUUGCCACUAAUGAGCUCCAUAAUGGCAAAAUGGUCCUAGAUGAUUUGGGUGUCUUCUCCCCCAAGCCCAAAAAUCGUCUUCACCUUCACUACGAAGAAAACCUCAGUAGAAGUGGUCCAAACCAGGCGAUUCAAAUAAAUACAGCAACAUCGAUCAGUAGCUAAAAACGAAGCAAUGGCAAGAUACGACAGAGCAAUAACGGUGUUCUCUCCCGACGGCCACCUCUUCCAAGUAGAAUACGCCCUCGAAGCCGUCCGAAAGGGUAACGCCGCCGUCGGCGUCAGAGGCACCGACACCAUCGUCCUCGGCGUCGAGAAGAAGUCCACCGCCAAACUCCAAGACUCCAGAUCAGUUAGGAAAAUUGUAAACCUUGAUGACCACAUUGCAUUGGCGUGUGCUGGGCUUAAAGCCGAUGCUCGUGUUCUUAUCAACAGGGCUCGUAUUGAAUGUCAAAGCCACAGGCUUACUGUUGAGGAUCCAGUAACUGUCGAGUAUAUUACGCGUUACAUAGCUGGGCUUCAACAGAAGUACACACAAAGUGGUGGUGUGAGACCAUUUGGUCUUUCAACUUUGAUUGUGGGCUUUGACCCUCAUACUGGGGUACCAUCUCUAUAUCAGACAGACCCAUCAGGUACAUUUUCUGCAUGGAAGGCUAAUGCAACUGGGAGAAACUCUAAUUCAAUGCGAGAAUUUCUGGAGAAAAAUUAUAAAGAAACCUCUGGGCAAGAAACUGUGAAGCUUGCAAUCCGAGCCUUGCUCGAAGUAGGUAUCUUUUGGCUCAUCUUUUUACACAUUUGUUCGAAAAUUUCCUGCCCUGCAGAAUUUCAUGACUCUUAUUAUUUCUUCCAAGUUCCAACUUAUGAUGUGCCUUUUUGUUUGGAAUCUCAUCUAUCUGCGGUCUGUGCUAAUAAAUUUCUCCUGUCCAGAGUAUUUUUUGUACCAUGUCACGUACAUUAGAAUGAAUGUGAGUUUAUGAUGUGCCUUUUUGUUUGGAAUCUCAUCUUCAUACAUCUGCGGUCAGUGCUAAUAUUUUUCUCCUGUCCAGAGUAUUUUUGUACCAUGUCACGUACAUUAGAAUGAAUGUGAGUUUAUGUUUCCUUUAUUGGAGGAACUUUGCAGAUUUCUGUAGGAUGCAAAGUCUUUUUUCCUGAGGGGCCAUUGCUUGUGCAAUCGUUAAAACUCAAAUCUGGCCAGAAGCCAUUGUGUGCAGAUAAAAUUGGAUGAUACUUCUGCCCAUGAUGGUCAAUGCACCCCAAAGUGAAAGCUGUGAUGCCUUUUUGAAAUGGCAUUCCGUAAAGUACUUGCAUAGUUACAUAUGAUAUUGUCUCGGAUCAAUUCAAUGAGGGAAGUGCUAUCCUAGUAGAUAAUUGCUGUAGGUUUGGACAGAAUACCCCAAUUUUCUGUGUCUGCUAUUCCAAGUUUGCUAAUCGCUUCAUUUGCUUGCAUAUUAGCUAGUUCUGGAUAUGUAUUGGCUGAUUCACUAGUGAUAUGGUGAUUCUUGACCAAUAUGGCCAAUUUGGCUGCUUUAAAGCUCUUUUUUUGCUGCUGAUGACUUUAAUUAAGUCACAACUGCGAUUACACUGUAUCUUGAUAAUGCGCUUUAUAACCACGCUUCUAGUGCCAAAAUAUUGCGUCUAAUAUUAACACUCUUGUAUCUUCGGAUUUAUUUAUGAGCUCAUGGAACACCUAUUCAGACUGGCGGACUCCAUUCAAACUUUUUGGACAGUGACCUAAAAUCGUAGAAUAGACUGUGUAACCGCAAUGCUAUAUUUGUAAUAGCCGUUACUCGGUAGGUGUAAUAAAUUUGUAAUAGCCAUUAGGUAUGAUAGAUUUGUAAUACAUUUGACUUGUGUUUUUGAGUUCGUCAGAUUCAAGUAGAUGUUUGCAAGUGCAUAUUAGCGAAUUGAUGACGAGUACGAAUUAAAAACUUAGUAUAAGAUUAUAGAGGAUACUGUAGCUUGGAUAUUCUCAAUUGGUGCUCUGAUCAGUUUAACCUAUAGCCAUCUAGAAGGAAUAAGUUGCCAUGUAGUUACUUAUCACAAAAAAAAAAGUUGCCAUGUAGAUUCUGCAUCUAACCUAUUGCUUUCCUUCAGUUAUAUGCUAAAUGAGUGUCUGAUGUAUGCACAAUUAACAACUUCAUGUGAGUUAAAUUCUACCUGAUGGAUGCCACAAGCACAACACUGCAAGGCUAAAAGAAGACGACUAGUUGCCCUUGUGUUUCCGACAUCUUCUCAACUGGAAUAUCUUAGUUGCCUUCAGGUUGUUGAGAGUGGGGGAAAGAACAUUGAAGUUGCUGUGAUGACCAAGGAUGGCCUGCACCAGCUCGAUGAGGCUGAAAUCGAUGCAGUUGUUGCUGAGAUCGAAGCGGAGAAAGCAGCCGCUGAGGCAGCGAAGAAGGGACCUCCCAAGGACACAUAAUUUACUUCAUUUUCGCCUUGUUCCUUUAGUGGAUUGUUCUCCAUUCUGAUGAUUUUGCGACUUGUUUGAGUUAAAUUUCUAUUAUUUUCUGGUUGAUGUGGAUUAGACUGAUGUCGGUCGGCAUUUUUGUGCCGAAGUAUUCCUGUCCAUUUUGUACUACAACUCUUCCCCUCUGAAUGGCUUGAACUCUACGAACUGAUCUUUUUUCUUUCGAAUCAUACUUAAUGGUGGAAGUUGUAGCAAA